Messenger RNA from Aplysia californica (California sea hare), 620 nucleotides. RefSeq lists its product as uncharacterized. The transcript is spliced from 5 exons. The record is from RefSeq and is a predicted model, not a curated record. The coding region runs from base 54 to 620 and encodes 188 amino acids. NCBI's taxonomy places the organism in Eukaryota, Metazoa, Mollusca, Gastropoda, Aplysiida, Aplysiidae.
GCGCGUGAGUGAGUGACUGAUGUACUCACGGCGAACGCUAUUCCUUUUUCAUCAUGGGAUUUACGGGCAGCAGCAGCAGCAGCGUGCGGCAAAUGGCCAUCUUGUCUCUGGUUGUGGUGCUGCUGCAAAGCUUCCAGUCGGGCUCCACCAGCCCCUCCAUCGCUAACAUAGACAUCGAUGGGGCUCUGGGCGGGCUCCAACAGGCGCUCGAGGGCUUAGAGCAACAGAAUGAAAACAAUAGGUUGGUGGUUCGGGACCUCACCAGGCAAACGCUGCUCAAUAUCUUCCAGUCGGAGGAUAGGAUCCGCGCCGAAGGCGACUCUGGGAUCGUCCAAGUCCGAUAUUCCAGACUGGGCACCAAAAACUACCACGCCAAUACUUUUGUGGGGACGUCAUUUAUCUCUGUGCAUGACCACAGUAAUGCCAUCAACACGUGUGGGAUGGGAGAGUUCAUCGCCGUCCUGAAUGGCGUGGAGUUCCAAACCCGACACAACGACUACCUGCUGGUGAUGCCCUCCACUACAUCCAAAGACUGGCACGCCACAGAACCUGUGCCCUUCCCGCCCGUACCGGAGUCAGUGACCAGCUUGCCCACACCUGAGGUAGACACUGCCUGCUGA